GAUAUAAAGCCCAGUAACAUACUCCUGGAUCAGUUUUUCUCCGCAAAAAUUGCUGAUUUCGGUCUUGCGAGAUUGAAAUCGGAGGAUCAGACUCUGUGUGAGAUUGUGGUGGCGGAGAGCGAUGGAUUGAAACUGGAGAGCAAUGGCGUUGUUGGAACAGAGGAUUAUGGAUCUGUUGUUGAAGAGGCUGAGAGUGUGGCUACUACGGGGCUUGAGGAGUUCAAUUUGGGCGGCGUAGAUCAAUCGCCGGAGAGUUUGGUUAGGGUUCCGGGUUCCGCGACUGCAUCGCCGGAGACAUUGGAGGUGAUAACAGCGUCUCCGGAUGCUAUCGGGGCGCCGGUUUCACCGGAAAUGAUGGAGAAAGCCAGUCCUUUGGAGGGGACUUUCGAAAAGGGUAGCGUUGAGGGUGAGAAAGAAGUGGUAAAUGGUGCAAAGAUGAGCGGUGAAGCAACAAAGAGAACAUCGGGGAAGGAUUGGUGGUGGAAGCAAGACAAUGGAAGUGCUGAGAGCGGGAAAGUGAAGGAUUAUGUGAUGGAAUGGAUCGGGACGGAGAUAAAGAAAGAGAGACCCCAUAGUGAUUGGAGUGCAACCUCUUCAAGCGGCAGGUCCAGUGGGAAAUUGGAUAGAAAGAAGAGUAAGAAACGAUUAGAAUGGUGGAUUUCCAUGGAUGAAGAAAAAGAAAAGAAGGCGAAAAGUUGGAAGAAGGAGAAGAGGAAACCAGUUAGAGAGUGGUGGAGAGAGGAGUACUGCGAAGAGUUAGCCAGGAAGAAGAAGAAAAAGAAGAAGAAGAAGCAAGGAGGAGUGUACAGCGAUGAGAAUGGAGGAGAGCAAUGGUGGGCAGGGGAUGAAGACUUAAAUUCAGAGAAAAAGAAGAAGAAGAGGAGUAGGAGUGUUGGUAGUAUGGAUUGGUGGUUGGAUGGGCUGAGCGGGGAGCUAUGGAGAGGUCGAGGCAACAGCCAUGAUUGGAUGAGUGGUGAGAUUCCAAAGAGUGGGAACAUGAGUAGCACACCCAGUAUGAGAGGAACUGUGUGUUAUGUUGCUCCAGAGUAUGGUGGUGGUGGAGAUUUAUCAGAGAAAUCUGAUGUUUAUAGUUUUGGAGUCUUGCUGUUGGUUUUGAUCGCCGGAAGACGCCCACUUGAGGUGACUGGUUCAGCUUCCGAAAUUCAACGUGCUAAUCUCAUCUCAUGGGCUCGCCAUCUUGCCAGGGGAAGGAAACUUGUCGAUUUAGUUGAUAAAAAUGUAGAAUGCUUAGAUCGAGAACAAGCUUUGUUAUGCAUCAGAGUGGCUCUGCUUUGUCUGCAAAAGUCACCAAGUUGCCGACCGUCAAUGAAAGAGGUGGUAGGGAUGAUGACCGGCGAGUUAGAUCCACCCCAGUUACCUGCUGAAUUUUCGCCUUCACCUCCAUCAAAUUUCCCAUUCAAGUCGCGUAAGAAGGGGCGGUGAGUGUUAAUAGCCAAAUCCGAUCCUGUAUUGCUGUAGAUAAACAGAUGAUUGAUGUUAACAGAUUGACAAUUUAAUGAAUUUGAAUUUCAUCCA
Carica papaya (papaya) is the source of this 1536-nucleotide messenger RNA. Its product is annotated as Protein kinase superfamily protein. Gene Ontology annotation, molecular function: ATP binding; protein kinase activity. Lineage: Eukaryota; Viridiplantae; Streptophyta; Magnoliopsida; Brassicales; Caricaceae. Gene Ontology annotation, biological process: protein phosphorylation. The record is from RefSeq and is a predicted model, not a curated record.